This is a messenger RNA of Fonsecaea multimorphosa CBS 102226, 387 nucleotides long. RefSeq lists its product as uncharacterized. The coding region runs from base 1 to 387 and encodes 128 amino acids. NCBI's taxonomy places the organism in Eukaryota, Fungi, Ascomycota, Eurotiomycetes, Chaetothyriales, Herpotrichiellaceae. The record is from RefSeq and is a predicted model, not a curated record. The transcript is spliced from 3 exons.
AUGUUGGCCCUCGACCUACUACUACUCGCUUGCGCUACGCUGGCCGCGGGCCAAUUCAAUUGCACUCAAGCCAACACGGCCUUCUGCGAAACCCCAGUAUCCGGUGUGACCACAGACUACAUUAUCUACCGUUGCUUCUACGACACUGGAACAGCAACACCCGGCAAUUGCAACGACGACCUUGCCGACGUUCCGCCCGUUGGGCUCAAAUACGCCUAUUGCUGGGAGUCUUCCCCAACUGCUGGAGAUGCGCAAUGUACCUAUAACUGUGUGGCCGUGACUGCUGCCAACGGCACGACGUUUUAUCCCGUGUGCUAUUUCGAGCGCGGUGCUAUCCUCUUCGAGCUCCUUAAGCUCCUUCGGUCCCAGCAGCGUCUCCCAGACUAG